AUGGCGAACCAGCAGAGCUCGGCCGGACAGCGACUGACCCAGAUCAAGGACUUCCUCACCAUGAACAAAACCGCCACUACCAUUCCCUUCGACCCGAACUCGACCAGGUUUCCCACGAGAAACGAGCUGCCAACGAUCGAGGGCGCCCCCAAGGAUGCUGCGUGGGUGUGGGGAGAGAAUGACUUUAUUGGUCGGCUGAAUCUCCUUACGCCAGCCCGCGUGGCCGCUGCUUCGAGGGAAAUCCAGACCGGCGAGAUCGUUCCGGUGAACCUGCCUCUGGAUGUUCCCGAAGUCCCAGCCUUCCAUCGCCAGCAGUUCAAGCAUGAGAUCAAGACCCUCACCGAGAACGUCGCCUACGACGAUGUCUACUCACUGAACACCCAAUCCGGAACACAAUGGGAUGGCUUCCGCCACUUCUCCUGGCUGGAGACAGGCACCUUCUACAACAACACCAAAGGUACCGACAUCGUCACUCCCAGUGGCACCAGCGCGAGCCACAAGUGCAGCAUCCACCAUUGGGCCGAACACGGCAUCGCCGGCCGCGGCGUCCUCCUCGACUACCGAGGCUACGCAACGAAGAAGGGCAUCGCGUACGACCCGUACGACCACUAUCCAAUCAGCUUCGAGGAACUCUACCAAUGCGGCAAAGACCAAGGGAUCGACAUCCGCCCUGCGGCCCAGGGCGGGGACAUCAAGAUCGGCGAUAUGCUCUUCAUCCGCAGCGGCUGGACCGAGGCCUACAACGCAAAGUCCCCCGACGAGCGCAACGCUCUCGCCGUGCGUCCCCACGAGUUCGGCAUCAACGACGGCCAGCGGUGGGCGGGGCUGAGCCAGGAGGAGAGGAUGAUCGACUGGCUGCACGAUUGCUACUUUGCCACCGCUGGCGGAGACGCUCCCGCAUUCGAGGCCUGGCCGUCGCACGAAGCGCACUACCUUCACGAGUACCUUCUGGCCUUGUGGGGCAUGCCGAUCGCAGAGAUGCUGGACUUGGAGAAGCUGGCACAGAAGUGCAGAGAGCACAACAAAUGGUUCUUCUUCUUCUCCAGCGCUCCGGCCAACUGCCGUGGGGGUGUGAGCAGCCAUGUAAACGGACAGGCGAUCCUUUGA
Diplodia corticola is the source of this 1107-nucleotide messenger RNA. RefSeq names its product cyclase protein. Gene Ontology annotation, molecular function: arylformamidase activity. The record is from RefSeq and is a predicted model, not a curated record. The coding region runs from base 1 to 1107 and encodes 368 amino acids. The transcript is spliced from 8 exons. NCBI's taxonomy places the organism in Eukaryota, Fungi, Ascomycota, Dothideomycetes, Botryosphaeriales, Botryosphaeriaceae.